Anolis sagrei ordinatus is the source of this 5951-nucleotide messenger RNA. Its product is annotated as myocardin-like. NCBI's taxonomy places the organism in Eukaryota, Metazoa, Chordata, Lepidosauria, Squamata, Anolidae. Gene Ontology annotation, cellular component: nucleus. Gene Ontology annotation, molecular function: transcription coactivator activity. Gene Ontology annotation, biological process: positive regulation of transcription by RNA polymerase II; smooth muscle cell differentiation. The record is from RefSeq and is a predicted model, not a curated record.
GAGGGGCGGUGGAGCCCUGGGGCCAGCCCUCGCCUCCUCCUCCGCCGCCGGUGCCUGCGCUCGGGUCCCCCGCCAUCGCCCUCUCUCUCCAUCGCCCUCUCCAUCGCCCUCGCCAGCCUCACCUGGGCAGCCAGGAAGGGAGGAGGAGAAGAGACCCUCGCCCAGCAGCCGUCGGGGGCUGCGCCGUCCAUUUCCGUUUGGGUUUGCAACUUCAGGACCUUCAAAGAUGACACUCCUGGCUUCUGAACGAUCGAUGCUGAUCCGAAGCAAGUUCCGCUCCGUACUCCAACUGCGAAUGCAACACCGGCGGUCCCAGGAGCAGCUCUCUGAACGCCACUUAAUUCCAGCUCUCARCAAGCCCCUUGCAACUUUUCCGCAACCCAGUGGGACUCAGAACAAAGCCAAUGAGAUCGCAAAGCUGAAAGCUGAUUGCAAAGCCUCUCCUCGGCCCCACAAGACAAGCACAACCAAGGCCCAGCCUGUAGAAGUGCCUCCAGGGGACCCUUCCGAGCUGCAGGACAAAAAGGCUCGCCUGGCCGAAGACCUGAGCGAGAAGAUCCUACACCGCCCUGGACCACUUGAGCUGGUGAAGAAGAACAUCCUCCCUUUGGAUCCAGGCAUUAAGGAUGCUGUGACAGAUGCAACUCCAACUGUUCCCAGUUCCUUCAACUUUGAGGAAGACCUUAGUAGUUCAUCUUCAUCCUCAUCCCCCUGCUUUGCUCUGUCUCCAGGAAGCACUCAUGCGAAUCCUACCUCAGGGACUGCUUUUCCGCUGGAUAUUCCCCCGAUGCUGGCAGAUCAGCAGCCCCCUGGAUCAUCAUCCACCUCUGAGGCCGAGUUCCCUCUCCAAGGAGGGAGCCCUCUUACCAAGCCCUCUAUUUCACUCCUUAAGCCACCUCCCAAGGUUCCUGAAGCCAGGAAACCUCCACGCCCUAAGAAAGUGAAGGAAGCUCGGCCCAAAGUGAAGAAGCUGAAGUACCACCAGUACAUGCCACCUGACCAGAAGGGAGAGCAGGCACCGGUGCCCAUGGACGCAGCCUAUGCCCGCCUCCUGCAACAGCAGCAGGUCUUCUUGCAGCUCCAGAUCUUGAACCAGCAGCAGCAGCCCACACCAACCUCACCAGCCACUUUCUGUGUCCAAGCCUUGCACACUGUCCCAGCCAGUAGUGCUCCAGAGCAGGUCCUGAGCUUUCCUGGGACACCUGCCCAACCAAGUGGGCCUCCUCCACUCCCGCUUCCGUCUCCAGCUACACCAACCUCUCCUUCUCCUCCCAAGCCAGAACUGCUGCCUGCCAACUUGGAAGAGCUAACGGUGUCUGAACUCCGUCAGCAGCUCCGUAAGCGGGGCCUCCCUGUUUCUGGCACCAAGCCGGCCCUGCUUGAACGCCUCAAGCCUUACCAGAUGGUCCGGGCCAAGCCUCCACCUGUCCCUCUCUCUACCAGCACCCGCUUGGCUCCCUCUGACCUAGAAGAGGAGGCCCAGGCCCUUCGGGAGAAGCAGCGGGUGGCCCAGAACCUGGCACUGAAGCUCCACAGGGAGCAGAAACACCAGGAUGAUGAUCUCCGAGUGGAGCUUGAGAUGCACAAGCGGAUCAAGAACCGCCGCAAAAGUGUGCUGCCAUCUCCCAACCAACAUGGGGCACCCCCACCGUACAUCCCACAGCGUGAAUGUUCCAAGGAGGCAGGAGGCAGGGAUGAUGGCUUCAUGGUUUUGUGCCCUCCAUCCUGUGAGCCCAUUCAUUCUGAUAUGGAGCUACCCCUUGAAAUCACAGCCAGCCCCACUGAUCCCACCCCAACAGGAACCCGUUCCCUGGAGGAGGAGCUCCAAGAGGCCAUCCAGAAAGCCCAGCUGGUGCCAAGUCAGUCAAUUGAAGACAUCUUGGAGGAACCACUAAUGUGUACAGACAACCUUCUUCAGACACAUGCCUUGACCCAGGAGGUCCCUGAUGAUCGGGUUACCCUAUCUCCACUUGCCCACCAAGAAGCAUCACCACCAAAGAAAGCCCGGCCCAGCAGUGACCUUCCUUUGGUGACCUCUGCCAUCUUUGAUUUCCCUGGACCCUAUGACUUCCUGUCAACAGCCUCCUCCUCAUCUGCAUCACUGGACUCCCUGUCCUCUGUUUUCUCCCCUGACUCUCUGGAGAUGCCUCCAUCUCCCCCAGACACUUGGCAAGGGAAUGGGACCCGUGCCGGAUUUGACCCUGUCGACUGGCUAGAGGCCUUGACCACAGGCUCUGCAUCAGGUUUGGGAUCUACCAGCCCUGUUGGUGGCAGUAUUUUCUGCACAGACUUUUUUGAUUCAUCUGACCUCGGCGUCAACCACAUGAUAGAUUUAAUGGUGGAGCAAUGGUAAUAGGAGUGGUCCAUCUGGUCCCCAAGGCCUGAAGGAAAAGGGGGAGAAUCCUUCUUAUAUCCUUUAAAGUCAUAGUAGCACUGAAUUCCAUCUUGAAUGGGCAACAGCAACAGUGUUUGAGUGGUCAACACCAAGUUUCAUCAUAGAUGGUCUUGUUUCUACAUCCAGUUGCUCCCUUGGAAAAAAAUGAAACCACUGAUGUUUGGUUGUGUCAGUGCUAUACCUCUUCAUGAAGGCCAGGCAAUCCCAGAAAGAAGCCUUACUUCCAUCCAUCUGGAGAUAGAAGAAGCCAGGAAGACUGGAAAUCAGUGAGACAGCUCAAGAGCGAUAAAUCCUGGUUUGGAAUUUAUCCAGACAUGUUUUUUCUAAGUCACCAAUUUCUGAUUCAUCAUGGAACAAGUAAUUUGGAAUAGCAUCCAUUUUGGAUGCUAUCUUGCCUGGAACAAAAUCACUAAUGUUUGCAUUCUUGACAACUUUGGAUGCCACCUUGGCAGGAACCAAAUUGCUGACAUCUGGGUUCUUAAUGAUGUUGAUUAUAAUCUUGCAUUAACAUUUUGGCAUAUGGAUUUUGUCACUUCUGCUUGUCAUCUUGGUAUAUUUCAAUAUCUGCCUCAUAUCAACUCUAGAAGUCAUUAACAGAAUGGGAAAUGCUGUGGUCCAAGAUAACAGGAUCUUCAAGACACCAUGCUGGCUUCAUAGAAACAUGAGGGAUAAUAGCUCUGUAUACACCUGGACUGUCCCACUGAUUUAUAUGCACUAUGAUUGAGAAGCACAUAUUUUACCUUGUUUGGGAUAUCCCGUUUUGUUUCAUUUGGAAGGGAAGUGCCAAUUCUUCAAAUAAUUUGGAUUCUGGAGUCUCAGCCCUUUGUAGUGAGGCAGAAGCUAUAAUUUCCAAUGCCCAACCAAAAUGGAGUGAACCAGCAGGAGGAACCUCAUGUCUUUAUGAAAAUGAAGAUAAAGAUGACCUUCUGUGUUGGGGACUGAACAAUAUUUUUAACAGCUGGAAGAACAGGUGCCACCUUCAUCAGAUCAUGUCAUUCUCUUAGCUUUUCCAUUUUUACUUGAUGUUAAAAUGUUGAGGGAACGUAAGCAUACCGAGAGCUUUAAAAACAUUCUUUGGGCUUGGGGUAGAGGGGCAGGCCAGCUCGCUAAGGUGGCUGGAAAGAGAGACGGGCACAUUUGCAGAGAGAUGCUGAUGGUGUGUCAUGUUCCAGUAACCAAAGGCUGCUGGAAAAUCCCAAACACUUGGUUCAGGAAAUAUCAGGGCACAGUUGUGGUCACAGAUCAUGUUAUGUAGAUAUUUAAGAGCCUUGCUAACCAAAGACUUAAUCUGGUUUAAGGAUAGUCAUUCCAUUGUCACUAGAAUUCCUGGGAAUUGUAGUUCUGUCGUAGUUUGGGAUGAGGGGUGGGGAAUAUAUGGCCUUCCACAUGUAUUGUGGGAUUGCAUCUUCCAUCAACACUAGCAAAGUAAGGAACCAUGGGGUUGAAAUUAAACAUCUACAGAUCAGAUUGGCUGGCAUCCUGUUAGGGGCAUACAUGCAGGUAAAAUAAAUGCAUGCUUAUGUAAGCCCAUUUUUGGAGUUGUAUUCCUUUCCAAAUCACCUUUUCAAAUGUACAUAACAGUCUCUGAAGCCCCCUGGGUGGCUAUUUGCUAAUUCAUGGGGAGCGGGCAGGAUCACAGAAGCAUCUGGCUGUGUCCCUUUAGCCAGAUGCAAAAUGAAGACACCAGCAUUCAGAUUCACUGAGUCCUCUCAGUGCAAUUGUAAUAAUUGCUCAUCUGGCUACAGGAUUAUAGCCAGAUGCUUCUACAGUCCUUCCUUUUCCCCACAAAGCAGAGAAUGGAUGUCAAGAGACUGUUGAGGAGGUGGUGGUCUAUGGCACAACAUAGCAUAGCAGUUCUGCAUGCACGUUAAUGCAUGCACAAUUUUGCUUCCGGUGUUGCCAGCAGAAUAUCUGUUGCAUUAUGACAAAUAAUUAGCCCAAUAUGCAUAUAUCACUAUCACGGUGCCAGCUAUUGUCUCCUCUUUUCUGUUGGGCAAACUAAUAGAGAAAUAUCAUGAAACUACAUUUUUCAGAAUUAUUUGCCUGGCAAUGGCAGCAAUUGGUAGGAGGAAAGGUGGCAGUUAAAAGUGGCACAAGGCAAAUAAAAUGUGAACCAUACAUAUGCUCAUAAGGUACACUUAUGCCUGUGCUUUGAAAAAUAAAAGCAGUGAAGAGUAAGAGAAUCCUGCCUAUUGCAGAGAGCAUACCCUUUUUACGUUGUCAUCUUGUACAUAAGAUCUUGAGGGCCAAGCUAAAGAAAUAGCAAAUAUUUUUAAAGCAGGAGGGGGGCUGUGACAUAACCAUCUCUCCCUCACAACCACAGAGCAAUUUUUCAGCUUUAACACAACUAAAUGUUUCUUUUAAAUUGCUUAAUAUAAUUAGCCAGAUGCCUUAUCAUUAUUAAAGCCCUCUCUUGUAUAACUUAUACAUGUAAGCAAGCAGAAAAAGCAUGGGUCCAAACUGGGAUGAUUUUUUAAAUUCCUAUGAUAGCUGUAAGCCUUUUAUUUGAAGAACAAAAGAUAGAAGUAGAGUCGACCUCAUAUGGAUAAAAGGGUAUGCUGCUCCUGUUUUUAUGUGCUGGCUGCACUUACCUUCAAAGUUAACUCACUUCAGCAGCUGCUUCAGGUGUAAAGUACAUUGGCUAUGUUAUAUUUUGCCUUACAUAUUGUCACCUUAUGAAGAUGGACAGUAUAAGAACAAGCAACUGCUAUUGUUUGAGGGUAAAUGCAUCUCUCCACUACCUUGGAGAAUUACAACUUUGUGCCCAACUCUUGUAGCCUAACGGUUAGCAGACCACAUGAGUUCUUUAUUUGUGGCCUUUUUCUUUGGACUCCCUGAUGUUGAUGAACUGGCCAAAGGAAAUAGUAGCAUUUAACACAUAUGUUGCUUGUUUCAACUUUGUUUUGCGCAAGCAAGGGCCUGCCGUAGGAAAAGCCCACAAAAUAGACCUCAUAGGAAAAAACGGAGCCCCCGUGUGCUGGCAGGACUGAAGACCGACAGGUCACAGGUUCGAAUCCAGGGAGAGCAUGGAUGAGCUCCCUCUGUCAGCUCCGGCUCUCCAUGCGGGGACAUGAGAGAAGCCUCCCACAAGGAUGGUAAAACAUCAAAACAUCUGGGCAUCCCCUGGGCAAUGUCCUUGCAGACAGCCAAUUCUCUCACACCAGAAGCGACUUGCAGUUUCUCAAGUCACGCCUGACACGAAAAAAAUGUGCCUUGUACAACAGUUUGGAAAAGUUAGAUAAUGUCUUUCAUAAUCUGCCAGCAUAGACAAUGGCAAUUCCUGGCUAGGGCUGUGUCAAUCCUGUGGCCCUCCAGUUAUUUCAGACUCCAACAUCUAAAAGCAUAGACAACUUCUCCAAUGGCCAAGAAUUUUGGGAGCUGAAAUCCAAAAAACAGGAAGGGCCACAAGUUUGACACCACUGGGCUAGGGGAUUCUAGGACUUGUAGUACUUCUAAGUUCUGUUAUGCUUUCAACACCCAUACGUUCAGAGAGGUACAUGCCAAACUUUUCAAUCUCUGCUGCUCACUCUCGAAAUAAACAUCAUUUCUCACUGCC